Molecule: messenger RNA, 1329 nt
Organism: Macrobrachium nipponense
Lineage: Eukaryota; Metazoa; Arthropoda; Malacostraca; Decapoda; Palaemonidae
Product: protein psiO-like
Exons: 11
Coding region: 1-1329 (442 amino acids)
Source: RefSeq, a predicted model, not a curated record
AUGAACUAUGGACAAUGCUACAAUACGAAAAGUGACUUUGUCUGCUAUGGUACUGUUUAUGAGGAAGGAUGCGAAGAAGAAGAUUGUGCCUGUUGCAUUCCUGAUACUAGUGUCUGUGUUAUAUUAGACGCCUGUGAAUCUGACUCAGGCAGCUGUUUGAAAGCUGACGACUGGAGUUACUGCAGUGGGGAAAUUGACCCAGAUGCUUGUCUUGGUACAGACUGCGCCUGCUGUAAGGAAGAAGAGUUAUGCUCACAAACGAGCGUUUGCGAAGAUUACUACGGUUAUUGUUACAAGAAGGGUCACCACACAUGCAACGGAACGGUGUAUGAAGAAGGCUGCAGCCAUUCCAGCUGUGCUUGUUGUAUUACAGAUACAUCCAUAUGCAUCGAAAAGCCAGAAUGUGAAGACAGUGACGGGGUUUGUAUGAAGACUGGUGAAGAAAGCGAAUGCUUAGGGGUCAUUUAUUCUGACGGAUGCCUUGGUGAUGACUGCUUCUGUUGCAUAGAUUGUGUACCUGAUGACCAGUGUGCUGCAAACAACGGCCAAUGUUAUAACGUUUACAGUAGCUUCGAUUGUUAUGGCACUGUUUAUAGGGAAGGAUGUGAAGAACCUUCUUGUGCUUGCUGCAUUAAUGACACGUCUGCCUGCAUUAAAUUGCCUAAAUGCGGAGACUCAGGGGAGUGUCUGAAACGAGAACACUGGAACAGCUGUGAAGGAGAAAUUGAUCUGGAUGGGUGUCUUGGAGAUGACUGUGCCUGUUGCAAGAAAGGCUGUUCACCGACCAGCAUAUGUUCUGUAGUUAACGGUUAUUGCUACAGUAUGGAAACGGAUUACGUUUGUGAGGGUACAGUCUACAAAGAAGGAUGCAAUGGACGACACUGUGCUUGUUGUGUAACAGAUACUUCAGUAUGCAUUGAGAAACCUGAAUGCAAAAUGAAUAACGGUGAAUGUAUGAAAUCUGAUGAAUGCACAGGUGAAGUAGACCUGUCUGGAUGCCUUGGGGAAGACUGCAUCUGUUGCAAACAGGUUGGAGACUGUGUCAUACUACCUAAUUGCGAAGCUGACCAUGGGAAAUGCAUGCAACUGGAAGACUGGAGCAAAUGCUAUGGGGUAAUUGACUCCAAUGGAUGUAAAGGCGACGGUUGUGCUUGCUGCACAGAAGGCUCCUGCUCACCAUACAAGAGGUGUACUGAAAAUAAUGGCUACUGCUUCAGCAAGAAAAGUGACCACGUAUGCUGCGGUACUGUGUAUGACGAGGGAUGUUCAGGAUCAGAUUGUGCCUGUUGUAUUAAAGAAAUGUUAAAAAAUAACAAACUAACUGACUAG